This is a messenger RNA of Magallana angulata, 363 nucleotides long. RefSeq lists its product as uncharacterized. The transcript is spliced from 3 exons. NCBI's taxonomy places the organism in Eukaryota, Metazoa, Mollusca, Bivalvia, Ostreida, Ostreidae. The coding region runs from base 1 to 339 and encodes 112 amino acids. The record is from RefSeq and is a predicted model, not a curated record.
AUGCUAUUGACUACAUUGUUUGCUGUUGGUGUUCUGGUGUGCGGAGUUUCUGGGAAAUCGGCCGUCAAAGACGUGCGGAUACCAUGUGAUUUCGGUAGCUAUGAUUUAAACGACGAUGAGGUGAUCUCUUUAGAAGAGUUCUUAAGUGCUACUGCAGGCUUAACAAAAAUAAAUCCCAGGACGUUGUUUGAACGCUUGGACACAAAUGGUGACCGGUUUAUCGAUGUUGAGGAGAUACAACACAUAGAUCCAAGUAUCAGAAGAACAGGAAUACUUAGUCACUGUCGUCGCCGUUGGUGUAUUUGGUGCAAUGAAGUCACUGUAAUAAAUCACGGAUAAAAUCAUUGCUUGGAAUAUCAGUCC